AUGGCGGACCAAGUUUGGCAGUCACCAAGUUGGCCUACAACUAUGGAAAAAACUGAUGAAGAGGGGGGUAAUACUCAACAGAAACUCCUAUCACAACCUACAGCCUAUUAUAGAUCUACAGCUAAAAGACAAUUGUCUCGAAAACCAACUUUUCCUGCUCUGGGAAAAGAAGAUCAUCUUAUGUUAGAUAAGAUAGGUUCGCAACAACAAUAUGCUGGCAAAACCAAGGAAACUGCAUUCGUAAAUGGAACAUUCAAAUGGAACCAUGGAGUGUUAAAAACUACCUUUCCACAAGAAAAGAUCUUCGGUGGGGGUAAAACAUUUUCAGAGAUUAUCGGUACAGAAAAAGAUAAUGCACAAUGGACUGGAAAACGAGCGCCAUCGAUAUUGAAGACUGCUCGGACAUUUGAUUCAACUAAACAAAAGAAAAAUACUAAAUCCGUAUCAUUUGCUGUCCCAGAUUCAUCUGAUGAGGAAGCUUAUGAUUACUCUGAAGAUGAUACUGAUUCAGACUAUACAAACUCAGAUCUUGAUGAUUCUGAUUAUCCAAGUGAAAUAGAAGAGAUCGAUGCCAUCAAAGUAAAAUCACUGAUUAAAUGGCUGAUUAAAGUAGUAUUCGCUGGAUUACUCCUUGGAUGUAUUGUGUACUAUGGAGUUUCUUACUACUUUCAUGUGGAAGAAAUCGUAGAUAACAGCUACUGGGGUUGUUUUAAGAGAGCAAUUCUCCCACAAGAGAAAGUGGUAGACACCUUUUGGGGAUCCGUCAAGAGGGUUAUCUUCCAACAACAACAAGUGGAAGAUAACACCUUUUGGGGAUCUUUCAAAAGAUGUCUGUCACGACUUUGGUAA
This is a messenger RNA of Lottia gigantea (owl limpet), 849 nucleotides long. RefSeq lists its product as hypothetical. The transcript is spliced from 6 exons. NCBI's taxonomy places the organism in Eukaryota, Metazoa, Mollusca, Gastropoda, Lottiidae. The coding region runs from base 1 to 849 and encodes 282 amino acids. The record is from RefSeq and is a predicted model, not a curated record.